GGUAGCCUGGACUAUUUUGAAUUCCGUCCCGCUUUUCGAAGUUUACAUUAAGUCUAGUCAGUAAAAUGUCUUAUUAUUCUGGAUAUAACACACGAUAAGUGAACCUCUAUCAUGGAUUCCGUCUUGGGGACUGAUUUGACGCUCCCCGUUGACAUCAACGGAAGCUGCAGACUGCCAGACUCCAUAGAUGCAGGAGAAUACUCCUCAGACAGCAUGACAGCUCCAUCCUUCCCUGACAAGAUGUCCCCGAGCAAAGCCCUCACCAUGAAGGACUAUGAGAAUCAAAUCACAGCUCUGAAGAAGGAGAACUUUAACCUGAAGCUGCGCAUUUACUUCAUGGAGGAGCGCAUGCAGCAGAAGUGUGACGACUCCACUGAGGACAUUUUCAAAACGAACAUUGAGCUGAAGGUGGAGUUGGAGUCAAUGAAGAGAGACCUGGCAGAGAAACAUGAACUGCUCGUCUCUGCAUCGAAAGCGCUGGAGAGUCUGGCUGGUCGAGAGUCAGGAGAACUCCAGCGUGUGAGAGAGCACGCUCAGAGAGACAUGGGUGCACUGCGAGAUGCAUUCAGCAAGAGGAUCGCUGACCUAGAGCAGUGUCUGCGAACGUCAGAGGGUGAGGUUAACAAGAUGGCAGCCAUCGCUGAGCAGGAGAAGCUGAAGAAUAUUAACAUGGAGAAGCAGCUUCACGCCCUGGGACCACCGAGCACCUUCACCCCCGUCCCCCUCCCCGUCCAGGACCUGCAGCAGGCCCUGCAGGAGAAAGACAAUGUCAUCGAGCAGCUGAAGAUCACGUUGCAGGAGCAGGAAGCUGUGAUCCUCCAGAAGCAAAGUGCUGACGCAGCUGAACCGUCAGCCGUUAAACAACUUUCUGAUCUCAUGGCCAAGAAAGAUCUGGAACUUGAGGGACUGAGGCACGAGCUCCGCAGAGAGGACAGAACCGCACCGGACCGGCAGAGUGAUGUCAGGCGAGUGGAGUCCUGCAAUAAGCUGCUGUCUGAAAAGCUCACCCAGACAAAAAGCACCAACGACAACCUGACUAAAACACUGGAGGAUACCCAGAAUCAAAACAAGUCCCUGUUAGGGCAGCUGGAGGAGAAGGACAAUGAACUCAACUCUGAGAAGAAAAAUGGUCUAAAGCGAGACAAAACCAUCCAGGGCUUUACGCAGGUUUUAAAAGAAAAGGAGAAAGAGAUCGCAGAGCUGUGUCAUGAGAUCGAGGACAGAGACGACGCUUUGGCGAAGGCGAGAGAAGCAGCACAUAAAGCCCAACUGCAGAAAUACCAGGGAGUGGAGGAGCACCAAAAUCUAUUAAUGACCAAGCAGACAGAGCUCGCCCAACUCCAGGGGGAACACCACGCCAAGGUGCUGGAGGCCCAAAAGCUGCAGCGCGGCCUGGACAGGAAGGAGCAAGAGCUGGCCGACUUGCAACAGGCGAAGGACCAGCUGGAGGUGGAACUGGAGGACAUGCAACAGCAGAAGAAGAAGGGAGACAAGGCCCUGAAUGAUCUGAACAAUCAGCUCAAAAAGCUGAGUGGUGAGAUCGGCGACAGGGAGAGUGCUCUGCAGCAGCAGUACCAGGAGCUGUUGGAUCAAACCAAAAGAAAAGUGCAGGCCCAUGAAGUCACCAUCCAGCGGCUCACAUCCACUCUGUCCGAUAAAGAGCAGCAGCUGCAGGAGUACAUAAACAUGGUCAGAGACUUUGAGCAAAGCAAAAGUCCAGGAGGAAACGAUAAUGUGCUUUCCAAGCUGCGGCAAAGGCUGAAAGAAAAGGAGAAGGCUCUGGAGCAAGCGCUGGAUGAGAAGUUUGCUGCAAUUGAGGAGAAAGACAAUGAGAUACACCAGCUGCAGCUGUCUCUGAGGGAGAAGGAGAGAGACCUGGAUCGGCUCAAUAACUUGCUCUCUCACAACGAGGAAACCAUCAAUAGUUUUGACAGUCUGAUCAAGGAGAAGGACGUGGAGCUGCAGCAUCUUGUAAACACACUGAAGAACCUGCAGAGAGCCAAACAAGAUGUAGAAGAUAACCUGAACAGAUCUCUGAGGGAGAAGGACUCCAUCAUCAGCCAGCUCCAGCUCUCCCUGGAGGGCAAGACCAAAGAUAUGGAGGAAAUGGCCGCAUCAAUGCUAAACCAGUCGCAGACUAAUGCCCGGGACCUUGCUGAACAGAUGGGCCAGAGGUUAAAGGUCACGGAGGCGAUGUUGGCUGAGGCUGUGAAGGCCAGGGGAAGGCUGGUUGCUGACAAUGAGAGCGCUGUGGAAGGACUGCUGGCUACAAUCAGCAGCAAGGACCAGCUGCUCAAGGAGUCUGCAGAGCACUACAACCGCAUGCUUUCUGAGCGCACUCAAGAGAUCCAGGAUCUGCGGAGGCAGCUGUCUGACAGGCAGCAGAAACUGGCCUCCGCCGAGAGGCAAAGCUCCACGACAGCCCAGGAGAGUUAUUCAGACACGGCAGAGCUCAGAGCCCUGCUUGUUGAAAAAGACAGCGUCAUCAACAAGCUUCUGCAGCGAGGUCAGGAGAGGGACCAGUUCCUGACUGAGAUGAGGCAGAAGGACGAGCCGGAUCAUGUGUUGGAGCUCAGACAAACUAUCCAGAUCAUGCAGGAGAAGAUGGAGGAGAGGGAAGCUGAAGUGUCCCGGAGGAACAGUGAGGAUAAUGUGGAGAACAUUCUGCUCUCCAAGAAGACGGUCGUGGUCCUGAAGAAGGAGCUUGCACAGAAAACGGAGGCUCUGAAUAAAGCACUGAAGAGGGAGAAUGAACUGAAGAUUUCGUUGGCAGAGCUACAGUCUUUGCUGUCUGAGCUGAAGGGUCGUAACGAAGGUCAGGCUGCUAAUGUUGAGUCCCUGACUGCCACUCUGGAGACCAAGGAUGAGAUCAUUGAUACUCUCCACCAGCGCCUCGGUCAGAGAGGGGACAGUCGGGCGGAUCAUACCCACGAUCAGAUCGCUUGCUCGGGCAUGGAGAGAUCCCUCCCGGGGCUCCCUCAGAGAGAGAGAACCCUGAUUGGUGGAGAUAGCCAGCAAGAAGCUUUGCCUAACCCUAGAGCCUUGCAACGGGAGCAUGAUGCUCUGAAUAAAGCCCUGAGGGCCGAGCAGCAGCUCUACUCCAGCCUGGUCCGGACUGUAAAGGAGCAGGACAGCGCCCAGCGUCUCCAUGCUCUGCAGCUGGAGCUGACAGCAGUGCAACUCCUCAGGCAGCAGCUCGAGGAGAACAUUAAAACUAAUGAGGAGCUAAGGGACGACCUGGAGAGAGAGAUACACAGAGCCAAACUCAGAGAAGGUAUAGACGUGACGGAUCCUAAAGAACUGGAGAGCAUGACACAUCAGCUUGAAGAUGCUCAGCGCUGGAAUGCCUCUCUGCAGGCUCGAUUAGGAGCCAUACAGAGCCGGGGGGGAGGGGUCGGUGGGGCCAACGAUGAAGGCGACACUUUGACUUUGAUUGGAGAUCAGACUUCCUACAUGAGUAUCUGUGUGGAGGAGGUGCAGGGGGACAGCCCGUCUCUGCUCUCUGCACAGGAGCUCAGGCAGAAGGUGCUGGAGCUGCAGGAUUCGUGCAGCAGACUGCAGACUUUAAACACCGAGCUUCAGAACCGGCUGUCAUUAUUGGAGAAGUCCGACAAGGAAGUCAAAGACGUGGCCAGCAGUGGCCCCUUGAAACAGCAGCUUGAGAAGACGCAGGAGGUGCCGCCUCACAGUAACGGGACACGUCACUCUGUUCUGCACAAAGAGAGUCAGACGGACAUCAAACUAGGACAGAUGGUGUCUGAUAUGAGUAUGGACAGUGGCCUUGGCCAGAGUAGAGAGCACGCUCAGUCUGGCAACGCCACCUUGGACACUGGAGAGAAAGAGUCGAGGCCGAGGAACACGGAUGUGAUGGCACUUAAAUCCCUGCUGACUCAUUGUGGGGCCCCAUCAGUCUCACACCUCAGAGAGGAGCUGCUCAGACUUAGAUCAGAAAAUAUGGAGCUGCGGGGUCUCCUGAAAGAACAAACAUCCACGGAGUGUAAAGAGAAAGAGAGCACAGACGCCUCGGGGAACAGCAGCGAUGGACAAGCUGAAUUGAGAAAGAGCGUCGAAACACUGCAGGCCGAGUCAAAAGGUCACUGUAAGGUCAUCAAUCUGUCGAAGGACAAGGGGGAGAGGAACUCUAACGAUGUGUGGGACGGGGUGACCCCGGUCACCACUGAGCUAAGUGUCAGCGGCACAGAGGGGACGGAGAGUUCACAAACUAAAGGCCAGUCACACAGCAAGAGUGCAAAGCAGCAUGUCGCACGGCAUGGGGAUGGUGUUAAAUCUCGCCUGCCGGUCCCUGUGAGGCUGAGAGUGGAGGCCAGCAGCAGCCGGUCUGUGAGCUCUGACCAUCUUAAAACUGAUGCUCUUCAGCACCUUCACCUGGAUGCUGUAUACGGGUCUGAGCAGCAGCUGCAUGGAGACUCAGACUCCCACAUGUCACCCCAGCACAGCACUUCCCCUUCUUCCACUUUCAGAUACGCACAUCGUAUCGUCAGUCCAGUGGCGUCGGACAAAGGCUCUGAAGCUGGAACAACACUGGAUCACACCCAGGCCGACUCUGCUCUCUUCACUCAGCUGGAGCUCCUCCACCAGGAGUGUCAGGAGAAAGAGACCCUGAUCAACAAGCUAAGUGAGCAGCUAGCUGAUUGGGAGGAGCUCCACUCUCAGCUCCAGGAAAAGGACAGGCUCAAUCACCAGUACGUGGAGGCUUUACAGGCUGCAGAAUCCACCAUCGCUUACCUGACCGCCUGCAGUCUGGACAGCCAGGGAGGAUUUGGGUCGCACGCCAGUCCUGUGGGUUCAGAUUCUGUUCUUUACAGCAGGUGCAUGGAGCUGCAAAAAGCCCUACUGGAGAAGGAGGAGCUCAACAAGCAGCUUAUAGAGCUUCUGAACAUGGCAGAGAAAGCCAUCGCCUCCACUGACGGCCAACAAAAGAUUCCAGAAAUCAGUGAUUUAUGUUUGAAGAUAGAGAUGGCCUUGCAGCAGGUGAACGCAUCUUCAAAUAGACAGAGUCCAAGAGGUGUUUUUGGAGGCACGGAGGACUCUCUGCAGGAGUUGCAACGUCACACAGACUCUUUGCAGGAGGCGCUGUGGCAGGAGAAUAGACUUAAUGCAGAGCUGCAGGAAAAACUGAGAGCUGCGGAGGCUGCUGCUCAACACGCCUACAUCAGUGACCAGAAUGGUAAAUGUUCGAGGCAGACGGCAGCACAGUCACUUAAGGAGAAGGAGUCAAAGGGACGCCAAUGGGCAGUGGGAAGUAGUGAGGUCAGUUUAAAUCAGGAGAUGACCAGAGUUCUGAUGAACUGCCUCAGUGCAGCAGAGUCUGCCGUGGCCUCCUUGGCAGCUCACUGUACAAAUCCCAGCUCCUUGUCUCCUGGUAGACCCUCACAGACCAGCACCGACCUGCGCAUUACUUUAGACAAACUUCAGAGAGCCCUGCAGGAGAGGAAGGAACUGGGAGAGCCGACCCAGACAGGCGUCUAUCAGUCCACUGCUUCAGCUGGAACAAAGGAACAGCUUCACCAAGAGCUCCAUAACAACCUCUGCCACCUGUACAAGGUGUUCAGUGAUCUCCACGAGAGAGUCUCUGAAGAAGAGCGGGGCUGUAGAGAGGAGAGCGAGGUCCACAGGACGGUGCUGGAUGCAAAGGGAUUACCUCCGAGUGUCCAGGUGCAACUGGAGACUCUGCACAAGGCCCUGAGGGAGAAGAAGAAAGCGUGUAAAAGCCUGGAGGAGAAACUGGCCACGGCUCUCACCUCCCCGGAAACUGCACGGAGAGCUCUGGAGCAGGAUGACAAAGGCGUGCAGGUGGAUUUGCAGGACCUGGGUUACGAAACCAGUGGCAAGAGUGAGAACGAUAGGGAAGAGAGCAGUAGCACAGAUGUAGAGGUCGGUGUGAACCCUAGCUGCAGCGCCUCCAGCCUGCCCUCCCAACACGAGGCCACCUUCUCCUCCACCGAGAACCUGGACUCCACCUCCAGCACCCCGUACCCGAGUUCCCCCGCUCUCAGCUCUGCCAAGUUGAGUCUGAAGAGCCUGCAGGUCUAUGAUGAGUACGGGGUUUCUAAGGACCCUCUGCAGCUUCAGGGACAAGUCAGAGAGCUGAAGGUCCAGCUGGAAAAUCAGACCAAACUCAUCCUGCAAAUGCAAAGUUUUCUGCGUAGGACCUCUCUCUCCAGUGACCUCGUGGCCUCUGAUCGCUCGACCAUCAGGGAUCAGGUGGGCACGCAGAGAGAGGACCACAGCCAAGAUCUGAGCUACAGAAGUGGGCAGCUAAGGGAGAACAAGGAGGAGAACCAGGCGAUGAAGGAUGAGAGCAGCCUUCUGAAUAUGGGGCUGGAAAGAGAGACUCUGAACAGGAGCAUCAGUGAACAGCUGCAGCCGCCCCGCAGCAGCUCCACCUCACCUGCAAGACUGGACUCCCUGGUGCAGUCGCAGGCCAGGGAGCUGUCGCAACUGAGGCAGCAGAUCAAGGAGAGCCGCAGGCUGGGAGCCCUGCAGCGCCGGCAGCUGGAUGAGCUGAGCAAGGCCUUCAAGGAGCUGCUGCAGGCCAGCGAGGUCGACUACUACAAGGGGGAGGCGGUCAAAGAGCUGCUGGACAAGAGCCUGAGCAUCCUGGACAGACUGGAGGGACGGCUGGACAAAGGAGAGUCUCGUCUGGACAAUGAGGACGUGGCGGCCCUGGAACUGUCUCGCAGGUUGGCGAAAGAGCUGCAGGAGAAGAACCGUCUGAUCCAGAGCCUGCAGAGCCAGUUCAGAGGUCUCAGUCCCAGCAGCCACCACGGCUCUCAGUCUGAUCUGUACCACUCAGACAGGACCCCCUCCUCCUGCCACAGCAGCCCCACCCCUCACAGCCAGCGACACCCCUCUGAUUGGACGGGAGCAUCUCCUGUGGGAGGAGCUCAGGAGGACGGUGUGUGUGGUGCCGGCAGGCUGCAGGGCCUGCACAGGGAGAACGGGCGACUACAGGAUCAGCUGAGGAGCCACGAGGAGCUCAACGCCACCCUGCGCAGCGAACUGGACCUGCAUCGCUCAAUUAUGGCCCAGAGCAGCUCCCACCAUCAGGAGCGGGACCGGGACCGGGACCGGGACGGAUCAGGACCUCAGACAGAUGCUCAUAAACAAGAUGGAGACGUCGGCUCACAGAAUGCUGCUGAACAGCCUCGCACAAUGAGUUCAGACCUGUUGGCAGAACAUCUGCAGGAGAUCCGAGCUUUGCGACAGCGCCUGGAGGAGAGCAUCCGCACCAACGACCGUCUCCGGGAGCAGCUGGAGAAGAGACUAGCGGAGGUGGAGAAAGACCCAGCAGCCACCAACAUCUUCAUCCACGGCAGCGAGGAGCAGGGUCAGCUGGCCAAUGAGGUGCGAUUCCUCUGGGGACAAAACCAAGUUCUGAAAGAGCAGCUGAGCCUGGGGUCUCGAGACAAGCAGAAGGAGAACGAGAAGCUACGGGAGACUCUGGCCAGGCGGACGGCCAAACUGGAGCAGUGCAGGAGGGAGUGUGAAGCUCUGAGGCAAGAACACAGCCGACUGCAGGAGAGGCUGGAGCUCAGCAGCCAGGAAACCUCCCAGCUGCAGGAGACACUGCACUACAGCAAGGAGGAGCUGCACAGGUUUCAGUGUGAGGCGAAGCUCCAGAGGCAGCAGUUGUCUGACUCCCAACAUCUUCUGCAGUCGCUGCGUGUCGAGCUGCAAGUUUACGAAAAGAUCAAAACUGAAGCUCACAAACUCAACGCAGAGUCCAGCGAGGCGACACAGGAGCCCGUCUCCGGCUCAGUGGACCUGAGCGAGCUGCUGCUGGAGAUCCGACGCCUGAGGCUGCAGCUGGAGAGAAGCAUCCAGACCAACACGGCACUGCGACAGAGACUGGAGGAGCAGCUGCUCCGAGAACCCAACCGCUCUGAAACCAUCAACAUCAACUACCUGCUGUCCUCUCCAGAUGAAGGCGGCAGGUCACCCGGUCGGGAAGGCGGCCAUCCUCCCCGCCACUCAUUUCAGAGUCACAACGAACACACCAGUGAGGUGGACGGAGGCUCAUUCAGCAGCAGCUCUGGUGACAGCGCCUCCGCCCCCUCUCGCCUGGUGCCGGGCCAUCGGAUGUGGGCCAAUCGUAACGGACGCCAUAUUUUGGGUCUGAUUGAGGACUACAACGCCCUCCGCAAGCAGAUCUCAGAGGGCCGGAAGCUGUCGCGCAGCAUGGACGCACAACUGCAGGAGAGCCUGCACACGCUCAGACCGCAGAGCUCCGACAGCAAGGUGGACCAGCAGCACCUGAAGAGUUUGUCCGGCAGCAUGAGCGCCAUGCAGCACGUGUUGGAGGAGGCCGGUCGAAUGCUCAAGCUGGUGUGGAGAGUUUCUCUGCCGAGCGGCAACACGGCGGGAGGCGACAACCGGCAGGAUGAGCUGCUGAAGAGCGAGAUCUCCAGACUGAAGAGCCGGCUGUCGCAGCAGGAGAGGAUGCUGAGCGGAGCCGUGAGACGCCUGCGGACAACCAACCAGCUCAAAGAGGGGAUGGAACAAGUGAUCAUCGAUCAGUUGUAUCUGACUCACGGCGUGUUGAAGAAAGCCCGGGGGAACUUAGAGACAAAUUACUGCAGCCUCUUUGGGCUGAAGGGACCAGACGGAGGAGGUUCCAGUGAAUGGCCAGUAGGAGGCGCUGCAGGCGCUCAGACACGUUUCCCCGUUUCAAGAACUACAGGCCGCCGCUCUGACUCCUCCGAGGAUCCCAACAGCGACGCGUCGUUACACUGCAGCUACUGACCGCUUCAGCGCCGUGAUUAUGUUCCCGCCUUUCUGUCCUGCUGUAAAACCGUCACCUCCCCCCCCCCCCCAAAGCCUUUUCUACUAUAAUUGCACAAAACCUGCUUGGAAUGAUUUAUUUAGGUACUGAAGUUGUAAACGUUUGUUUUAAAAGAGAAGAUGCCUUUGUAAAUAUGACUCUUUUAUAUGACGCGUAUAAGAACAUGAAAGUAUUUUAUUACUGUUUGUCGGUCAGCUGAUGUUUAUGAUGAUGUGUUCAAAUGCAGUAAAGAAAACAAUUGAAGCCUG
Molecule: messenger RNA, 9054 nt
Organism: Cottoperca gobio
Lineage: Eukaryota; Metazoa; Chordata; Actinopteri; Perciformes; Bovichtidae
Gene: cdk5rap2
Product: CDK5 regulatory subunit associated protein 2
Biological process (GO): regulation of Golgi organization; centrosome cycle; positive regulation of microtubule nucleation
Cellular component (GO): centrosome; Golgi apparatus
Molecular function (GO): molecular adaptor activity
Source: RefSeq, a predicted model, not a curated record